Caenorhabditis remanei is the source of this 288-nucleotide messenger RNA. RefSeq lists its product as uncharacterized. Bases 1 to 288 code for a protein of 95 amino acids. Lineage: Eukaryota; Metazoa; Nematoda; Chromadorea; Rhabditida; Rhabditidae. The transcript is spliced from 2 exons. The record is from RefSeq and is a predicted model, not a curated record.
AUGAAAUUAUUAUCAGUAUUUUUUGCUUGCCUUCUGGCUGUUUCAGCCUUUUGUAUCGCUCAAGAUGGAGUGAAAGGGCAUUCAAUGACAUGGACGAAAGUGGAAAGUAAAGGGAAUGAAAUGUCAAAUAGCCAAAUGCCUCAUCUCCGUCAAAAACGUUGGUAUGGUGGUUUUGGUGGACCAUUUGGCUGGGGAUGGCGGCGUCCAUUCUGGGGAUGGCGCCGCCCGUUUUAUGGAGGAUGGGGCAUGCCGUUCGGUGGAUACGGAUAUCCGUUUUGGGGAAGAUGA